This is a messenger RNA of Gastrolobium bilobum, 652 nucleotides long. RefSeq lists its product as uncharacterized. Gene Ontology annotation, cellular component: delta DNA polymerase complex. NCBI's taxonomy places the organism in Eukaryota, Viridiplantae, Streptophyta, Magnoliopsida, Fabales, Fabaceae. Gene Ontology annotation, molecular function: DNA-directed DNA polymerase activity. The record is from RefSeq and is a predicted model, not a curated record. The transcript has 2 exons. Gene Ontology annotation, biological process: DNA-templated DNA replication; DNA synthesis involved in DNA repair. Bases 38 to 391 code for a protein of 117 amino acids.
GUUUCGAAAUUCAAAAUUUGAAAUUUGAAAAGAGAGAAUGUCGUCAGUGUCAGGUAACAUGAAGGGUUUCUACAGGCAAAAAAAAAAUCCCAACAAAUCUUCAAAGAAACCUCCGAUUCACGCCGCCGCCACUUUCGGUUCCGAUUCGGCCCAACCACCGGCCCUCAUCUCCCCCGGUGGAAACCCUGACCUCGAAGAUGAAUACGAUGAAAGCGAGACGAUGUUGCGGGAAUUCGACAUGAACAUGGCAUAUGGGCCUUGCCUCGGGAUGACGAGGUUAACAAGGUGGGAGCGUGCUCAGAAACUGGGUCUGAACCCUCCACAAGAAAUUGAGAGGCUCUUGAAAAGUGGUAAGGUUCAGACAGAGUCCUUGUGGAAUGGUCGCAUUUAGAAUCAAGAAAAAUAAUAAUAAUAUGAAACUGUAAUGUCUUAUUGUAGGUUGUAACGUGUGUCUUUAGAUUUUGCUAAAAAAAAAAAAACCCAAAUCAGCUUCUGGCUGUGUUCUUUUCUGUGCUUGUAUGUUAUAUGGUUCAAAUCAAAGAUGACGCUUGAUUAAGCAAAAUGUCCUUAUUUGCUUGCUUCCAGUUGUUCAUUGUUGUUAACUUGUUAUCAAAUCAUGGUUUGCUUUGUUACCUGGCUGUUCUCUGUUGUU